AUGCCAAGAGUAAAUCAUUAUUUUCCAUUAACUAAGAACGUAGCGAAAAAAUUGAAGUUCGCAUAGUGAACUCUAAUAUAUCGAGAGUGCAUUCGAACUGUUCGUACUUUUCACGAUUUGGACUCUUCCUUAGCAAUUGCCGGAAUCAAGCUCCAAAUUACGAUUAUUCGGGAAGCAAUAUUUCGACAAAUAUUCAUCGCAAACUACCAAGUUAUGCAUCAAACUGCAGCUUGUAAACAGCAGAUUUCAGAUCUUUGAUGCGUGAAAACGCUCGGGCAUAAUUUAAUGCUAAUACACGCUGGCCAAUGCUUGGUUUUCAGAAGUUUCAACUGAGCCUGAAUCUGGUUCGAAUCAGCGGAGUAGCUAAUAAAUGCGCGUUAAUGCGCGUUGAAUAUUCAUGACCAACUAAAGUUCAAGUCGAAAAUAUCAUUUACGUCGGAAAGCUGUCUUAACUAUAUUCGAAGGCAGAAUUCAAAUGAAGUUAUUCUAACUUUAAUAAUUCCUGUCGAAAUAUUAGUCAAGUGGAAUAAAAUUAUAAAGAGCAAAAAGUUCUCUGUAUCGUUUGUGGAUUUAUUGUGCAUUUCACAAGGUUUACUAGGUUGUUGCCUAAAGCCAGAGAUCGAAUUGAGCACCGUUUAAAAGAAUUAUGUAGCAUUGCUUCGAAAUCAUGUGUGGGAAUCUCUGGGAAUAAUAGGGUAAAAAACUUAAACAAGUCAAGAAAUUGGCUAUACAUCGCCACGAAGUAGAAGAUCCAAACGAGCUCCCACGCAGAAUCGCCAGCCUAGAAGAAGAGAAAGCCAAGCUACAAGAACAAGUAGACAGUCUUGAAGCAAAGUGUGAAAGUCUUGAAAUGACGUAUAACCGAGCUUGAGCAAUCAGUGGAAAAUGUAAAUGAUGAAAAUGAGGCAUUGCAGGCAUAUAUACAAACCCUUCUGGAAAGAGACUGUUGCAAACACUGUGAUUCCACUAAUGCGAACAAAGGGCUUACGUAUGAUAGUGUCAGUAAAACCCAAAAGCAAAGGAAACUAAAAGAGUUAAAAACAAAUGCAGAAAAAUCUCUCUGGUUUCUGGAAACCUUUGGAUUAAAGCUAGAUAGUCUCUCCCUUAUUGCCUUGGAUGGAGAAAAGGUGAACUUACAGUAUAAUGGUUCACAAAAGUCAGCAUACCAAUUCCUUUCAGAUGAAGAUAAAGAUAGAGUGAAGAGUGUAGUGUACAUUACGGACAAAUUUUGUGUUAGUGAUGCUGCAUAUCAUGAGUUUUCCAUGAUUGACCAAGAAGGACUAGUGCGAAGCUAUUUGAUAAAGCAAUGCAAACAUGCCCUGAAUAAACUGUACACCAUCACAAGAACACCCGGGGAAUGGCCUGGUGCACAGCUGAGUUUUACUGCAGAACUGAAACACCAGAUUUCAAAACAGGUAAGUACAAUAUUACACAUAGACCAUCUGUACACAUAAGCUAAAUGACCAAGUUGGAGUCAAAUAGGGAAAACUAUUUCCCAUAUUGGGGAAUAAGCUGAAAAAUGCAAUUUGUCUAUCUCAAUUAUACAAUACUGACUUCUGUCUUAUUUCAUUAUAACAAUAUAGAUUGAACAGUUGGGUGAGCAAAUGCCAAGUACUCAAAAAGUCAAGAUCAGUGGUGAUGGGGCUAAAAUGUCAAGGGUCACAAAUUUUGUAGUCUUGUCAUUUUCCCUUCUCUCUGAGGGGGAAAAGGUCAUGUCUGCCAAAGGUAAGCACUAUUAAUGUUGUUCUUAUAAUCCUAUUACCAUUGACAAGACCUUGGGGAUUUGUAUUUUCUUAAAGUUCACAGCAAAUUUUCCAACAGGGACUUGGGGAAUUGUCAAAUUCCCCACCCCAUGGCAAUGCCAAAAAAUAAUAUGAGAAACAUUAGCUCAUUGCAAUUUAUUCCAAACUUACCUAAUAUAAAACUCACAAAAUAAUCCCCCUCCCUGGAAUCAAAUAUUGUAUUGUAUUGGCCUAGCCGUGGUGAGUGGAGGUAGUAACAGUAUUAAUUGACUCUAAUGCAUAAAGCAAAUUAACAUUAUCUAAAUCCACAUAAAAGUACAAAUAUAACACUGUGUAUCUACACAGUGUCAGGGGCAUCGGAGCUGCUAAAAGUAUAGCAAACAAGUUGGGGGAAUUAACAAAUUAGUUUCCUACCUUUCACCAAUUUAUGUUGUGUUCCCGUUGUGUUGAAUAUUUACCAAUUUAUUUGUUGUGUUCCUUAAAUGGGCCUUCUAAAGUCAUUUUGAAAUGGCUUAAUGUCACCCCAAGUAUUGCUUACAUUUUUUGUUUUAAUUUGUUUAUAAUCUUUUGUAAUACUACAUGUAAGAUACUGGCAAAAUGACUUCCGGUGGUUCCACCAAACUUAAGGUGGCAAAGCUGUUUCAAAAGAAGUUUUGUAAUACUACAUGUAAGAUACUGGCAAAAUGACUUCCGGUGGUUCCACCAAACUUAAGGUGGCAAAGCUGUUUCAAAAGAAGUUUUUGACAAGUUUGUUGUAUAUUUAUAUAUAUCUUAUGGAAUGAAGGUGUUCAUCCAGUUGGAAUACUUAGUGGAAAAGAGGAUUACAGUGUUCUACAAACUGCUGGGAAAGAUCUGUUUCAGGAAAUUAAUGAGCUGAUAGCUGCUGGAAAGAUAAAUGUCAAUGGCAGGGAAAUAACAUUGGAGUUUUACUUAGGGGGAGAUUACAAGGUCAGAGAUUAUUAAAUAUCAAUAUUUUAAUGACACACAAUAUCCAGCCGGGAUGCCAAUUAAAUGCUAAAAGAACUGCAUGGUAGUAUACUUUGAACUUGGUUUGAUUAGAUCUCGAGAUCGAUCAACUUGUCGAAAGUCUAUUACACAAUAUGCCAUACAAUAAUCUAUCAUUUUUUAAUUUUUUAGUUUUUGCUUACCUUGCUGGGCAUGAAUGCUGCUAAUUCAAAGUAUGCCUGUAUAUACUGUAAAAUUGCAUCAUUUGAAAGGUAUCAGUUAUCAUUCCCAACAUUCCAAUUGAAACUAAAUAAUCACUUACUAAUACUAUAUUAUAUUAUAAUGUUUCUUUUGUUCUCGCCGGGUGAUUUAAAAAUCACCAAUAUUCCUGCCAAGCUUUUGGAAGUCCCUCUGGCUUGUUUCUGGAUAAUUUCUCCGGGCCGCGAACAAGGGAAUUUAGUGAUUAACUCACCUGGCGAGAACAAAAGCAAUCAAGGUUUGGAUGUAUGUCUACUAUCAUAUUUUCCAUGUCAUACUGGUGUGUGAAGUAUUGGGGGAUGGCCCAAAAUCUAAUAGUUUGAAAUAUUUGAUUCCAAACAACAUUGUACUACAUGCAGGUAUGAAUAAUUAAUUAAAAUUAAAACUGAUUCCCUUUUGUAGAGGGGACAUGUCAAAGCCAGUAGAUUUUUAUUGGUCUGAUGAUAUGAGAAGAUCUAUCCAGGAAAUUAAAAAUCUUUCCCUGAAAAGUGGCAAUGAGAAGUUUGGCUGUAACCAUCCACCCCUUCUUAAUAUUCCACUGCAAAACAUUGUGCCAGACGAGCUCCAUCUAAUGCUUAGGAUAACAGGUAUCGUAUGUAAUAUUUGUUACUUUCUGUGUAAAAAAGUGUUAAAUAACUACAGAUAUAAUUACAUAAUACUUGAAAUCAAUGAGGUCUGUGGGGUGCAGUCCAUGCAGGCACUAGGCAGUCUUAGGCCCUGUUUAUAUGGGAGCCGGGCUGGCCUGCUUGGCGAGACAGCCCGGUAAGCAGGAUGCAGCCCGGUAAGCAGGAUGAAUUUGUCUUGUGUUUACAUGAGAAAAUUCAUCCUGCUUGCUGGCACAGUUUUGUUCUAAUUAUAGACAUUAUACUAAUAGCUGUUUUGAAUGGCUUCUCACACGGCUUCUUUGAACUGUCAUCCGGCAACCGGGCUAACCCGCUUGCGGGUGUUUAUAUGGAGAUAUUUUCAUCCCGGUAGGUGAGAUCUUGGCUGUUGCAAGUGAGAUCUCUGUAAGCGGGCCAGCCUGCUUGUCCAUAUAAACACACAGGAAUUUUUACUAUAAAUCCAAUAUACGGUGAGAUCUUGCAAAGCGGGCUAGCUCGCCAAGCGGGCUAGCCCAGUUCCCAUAUAAACAGGGCCUUAUUCAACACAUUAAAUAAGCAGCUUCAAAUUUACACUAUACCUGAAAAAAUAAAUGACACUUAAUUCUAGAUGUUUCCAGCAAAACCUCUUUGAAACAUUAAAUAAUCUUAUUAAUUAAUUUUAUCAUUUCUGGUAGUGUGAAAAAAUAUUUGGAGCUGCUUAUAUAAUGGCAUAUACUUGGAUUUUGUAGAUAUACUUGAAAGAAACCUUAUUCAAAGCACACUUGCUAGAGAUAAAAAGGCUGAAUUGUUGAAUACAAAUUUAGCAAAGGGAAUUUAUCAGCAUAAACUGUGUGCAGCUAUCAAAAAGUGUGGUGUCUCUUUCAACAUCUGGCAAAAACCUGAUGAGAACGGCAACAGCACUGAUAAGUAUGACUGGACCAGUCUUAUGGGGACAGAUAAAAAAAAAGUGCUUGAGAAACUCCCGGAUACUUUUCCAGAUUUUCUUCCACCAGAUACUGUUGAUACAGUGACAUAAAUAUGGAGGGUAUUUAAUGUUAAUUUGGAAGAAUGCUUGUAUUGUUAUUAUCACAUAGCAGUACAUUAAAGAUGGGUUCAAGAUUGUUUGCAGUUUGUUUACUUUUGAGCACACAUAAUGUUCACAAAAACCCAAUAUUGUUCUUAUACCUUACAAAUUAAAUUUGGGAGGAAAUGUUUAGUACUGUAUGCAAGUAUACCCUAAAAAGGUUAUACUGCAGGGUAUGGAAAGCAGAUUUGAGCCCACCUUAUUGACUGAUAACCCCUGAACACAACAUUUAUCAACUUUUAUUAUUUUGCUCUGGCUAAUGUCAGAUAAAUUUAUUUGUCAAUGAGAAAGCUCCAGAAAGUUGAGAAUGAAAGCAAUAAUGACAAAUUUAUCCUUUCCAGGAUUUUCAAGAUGUGUAUGGCAUCCUAACUACUUGGAGCCCAUCUCAGGAACAAGUUGAUAGUUUUUUUGAAAAGGUAUGUACAGUACUGUAUCAAUUAAUUUUAAAAUAAAGAGCAAGAGCACUGAAAGAACUGAUUGGCAGAAACAACUAGCAAAAGUUAAAUCGCAAUCCUGGAAGCUAGUAUUGCAGUUGCCUUGUACAUAUUUCCACUAGUUACUAUACAUAGCAACUAAUGUAAUGUUGGUAUUGUUUAUGUAGGCCAUACAGUGGGUGAAACUAUUUUUAACCCUUGACGGAGUUGAAGAAGGCUAUGGAAAAGCCAACAUUACCCCAUACAUACACAUGAUGUGCUACCAUGUGCCAUUCUUUCUAGCCUCUACGGGAUUAAAAUGUUUCACAGGGCAAGGAGUAGAGAAAACAAAUGAUGUUAUUCGACGGCUCUACCACCUAAAGAGCAAUAAAUAUGAUUCUUGUAAAGAUGGGCUCCAGGCUGUCAAAAGACUGGAUGAACUACAAGAAUUUGAGCGACAUCCUAGGAAGUACAGGCAAUGUGACAGAACUUAUUGGGAAAAUGGGAUAAUGGAGGAACGACAAAAACGACCACGUCUUAGUGUGACCCCACUGGAAGGUGAUGCAGAUGAACUAAACAUUGAUCUAUUAAAUCAUGCAGAACUUAAAGCUAAAUUAAAGCAAAUGAAUGUGAAAACACGAAUUAAGAAUGUAGACAGACUCAGACAGUUGUUGAAGGAUCAUAUUUAUGCAGCCCAAUAA
Molecule: messenger RNA, 5724 nt
Organism: Paramuricea clavata
Lineage: Eukaryota; Metazoa; Cnidaria; Anthozoa; Malacalcyonacea; Plexauridae
Source: the annotation of a GenBank genome assembly